AUGGAGCGCUCCAAGCGUGUUUCGCAAACAUCAUCCGACAGUGACACCCCGGGAAACAGUCCAUCCCGCUUGCGAGCCAUAUCUUCAUCCCCAGUCCCGAGUCGUCACCCAGUUCUCAACCCGAAUGUCAACUUGAGUCUACAUAAUUUAGAAGAAAUGAUGAGGUAUGGGGGUACAUCUGCCUCAAGUUGGCUCAGCCCACUGGGGCCAGGAUAUUUGCGCGAGACAGCGUGGGACGCCGGAUUCGAGUUGUUGGUGACCAACACAGGUCGCAGACUACACGCUAUAAUGAUUAGCAUCUCUUCUGGUGUACGGUCACUGUGUCGGGAGCUCAUUUCCGCAAUUUGCCGCUCUUUUAACGCUGCUGACGCACGUUUCGUCGCUCUUUUCACCUCGUCCUGGUCUAUUUGGUUUUUUCAACGCAUCUGUAAGACUAUCAUUCGCUACGGGUUUUACUUCUAUGUUUGCGUUGCGGUUUUCUACGGUUGCAUCGGCACAUAUCGCAUCUUCUUGCAGACAUUUCCUGGGGUUGGAUUAGUUGCACAUGUAGCAAGCAUUCCAUUCGCAACAAUUACCUGUCAUGUUCCUGGCGUUCGACACGUUGAUCCACUGGGAUUUAAACUCUGUCCCCCAAUCUACAAGGCAUACAACAUCCCGAAGCCUAAACGAAACACUACCGAAGUACUUCAUACAUUUACUAGCCUAUCUGAUUCGGCCUUCUGGACUGAAUGUUUUCGAAUCUCCAAUGAAUACGCUGAGCUUGGUAGUUCAUUCACGGAGCUCCGUGUCCCCUACCAGCGGUUACACGGCAGGUGGAAAUACAAUCUCGACCCCGUUCAAAGAGACAGACAGUCACCAGCUAUCAAACCACUCGCAGGUGUUAUUGAAGCCAUCGACAUAGCGGCAAGCCAGCUAUUUCUCAUGGAAAGCCAGUUUGUCAGUGCCAAAUCCAAAGUCACAGUAACACUCGGUUACUUUCGUUCGAAGCUCAUCCUACAAGCUGCCGAGGCGAAGGAAACUUGGUUUCCGUCCAGAUUUUUCCGGUUCAUUUCAGGCCAGGGUCGCGGAAAGGCCGCCCGAAAACUCAUCGAGGACUAUGCGCAUCAAUGCGAAGCAAUGAUCAGCGCAAUCACGAUUUUGAUCAAGCAUAUCGAGAGCCUUAUACUUUCUAUUAAAUUUAUCAAUAACCGCCUCGACGACCUUCGAGAGGCGCUACUGAAAGUUGAGAGCGCACAGGUAGUGCAUCUGGAGGAGCAGUGGUUCUGGACAAGAGCCUGGUGGACAAGGAAUAACUUCGCUAUGCAUUUUUCUCCCGUUCGCAGCUGGUUUGAUUCGAAUUAUCGCAUCCCACUGCAUAGCACAAAACCGGAGAAGGCACUUUCAAACAAGCAGACCUACCUUGACAAGACACUCAGCAUAUCCAAAAUCAUGUCAGCCAAUGAAAAUACUGUCGCUAGGCUCGCCGGACUGGUCGAUUUCUUAACUAAACAGCGUGCGAAAUGGGAUUCGUUCAAGGGGGAACUGAUCGCUCAUCCAGGGCCAGUGCCGAAAAAGUCUCCUGAAACCAAGGAUGGCAACUGGACUUGCCAUAAUAAAAAGGGCGGUAGAGAGGGAGCCUCAUGCCGACCACUUAAGCAGCCAAUGCAUAAGGAUGAGGAUAAGGUCGAUCUCGAACUACACUUCAAGGUUAUUGACAAAAUGUGGGAUCAGUAUACUCGGGAUUUUGACCAGGAUGCAGAUAAGACUGGGGAGCCCAUUGGUGUUAGUAGUGGAGCUUAA
This is a messenger RNA of Cadophora gregata, 1779 nucleotides long. RefSeq lists its product as uncharacterized. The coding region runs from base 1 to 1779 and encodes 592 amino acids. The transcript has a single exon. NCBI's taxonomy places the organism in Eukaryota, Fungi, Ascomycota, Leotiomycetes, Helotiales, Ploettnerulaceae. The record is from RefSeq and is a predicted model, not a curated record.